AUGUCUGCUGAAGAAUUCAAGAAAGAGGGUAAUGCUGCAUUUGUGGCAAAAGAUUUUCAAAAGGCUAUUGAGUUGUUUACCAAGGCCAUCGAAGUUUCUGAGCAACCAAACCACGUUUUGUACUCUAACAGAUCGGCUUGUUACACGUCUCUUAAGAAAUUUGAUGAAGCUCUAAACGAUGCUCAAGAGUGUGUAAAGAUUAAUCCUACUUGGUCUAAAGGUUACAACCGUGUGGGUGCUGCUGAAUUUGGGUUGGGGAACCUUGACGAUGCAGAGAAGCAAUACAAAAAGGCUUUGGAGUUAGAUGCUUCUAAUAAGGCUGCUCAGGACGGUCUUGAACAAGUUCAAAGAACUCAACAGGCUAGACAACAGCAACCAGACUUAGGACUAGGCCAGAUGUUCAACGAUCCUAACAUGAUUGAAAAGUUGAAGGCGAACCCCAAGACAGCUGAACUAAUGAAGGAUCCACAACUGGUUGCGAAGAUCUUGCAAUUUAGAUCCAACCCACAAAUGAUGGGUGCUGAAGUUUUGCAAGAUCCAAGACUAAUGACUAUUAUGGCUACGCUUCUGGGUAUUGACUUAAGCAUGGGAGGGGAUGCGGCUGGUGACGCCAAGAACGAAGAACUAAAGGCUGAAGAACCAAAGGCUGGAGAACCAAAGGCUGAAGAACCAAAGGCUGAGCAACCAAGAGCAGAACAAGCUCAACCAGCUGCUCCUAGAGAAGAACCUGAACCUAUGGAAGUUGACGAACCCGAAACAGAUAACGACUCAAAGGCAAAGGCUGAUGCUGAAAAAGCUGAGGGUAAUAAGCUUUACAAAGCCCGUAAAUUUGAUGAAGCUAUCGAGCAUUAUGAAAAGGCUUGGAAUUUGCACAAAGAUAUAACCUAUUUGAAUAACCGUGCUGCCGCCGAGUAUGAAAAGGGUGAUUAUGAAACUGCUAUCAAGACCUUGAAGGAAGCUGUUGAGCAGGGUAGAGAAAUGAGAGCAGAUUACACGGUGAUUGCCAAGUCUUUUGCACGUAUCGGUAACUCUUACCACAAGUUAAAUGAUUUGAAGCAGGCUAUUGACUACUAUCAAAAAUCGCUCACAGAACACCGCACUCCAGAGAUCUUGACGAAAUUGAGGAAUUGUGAAAAGGAACUUAAAGUACAAGAAGUUGAGGCUUACAUAGAUCCUGAAAAGGCAGAAGAAGCACGUCUGCAAGGUAAAGAAUACUUCACCAAGGGAGACUGGCCAAACGCUGUGAGCGCUUACACGGAAAUGAUUAAAAGAGCACCAGAAGAUGCGCGUGGUUACUCCAACAGAGCAGCUGCUUUGUCUAAGCUAAUGUCUUUUCCUGACGCUAUCAAGGAUUGCGAUAUUGCUAUCAAGAAGGAUCCAAACUUUGUUAGAGCAUACAUUAGAAAGGCCACCGCCCAAAUUGCUGUUAAAGACUUUGCCGGUGCUAUUGAAACCCUAGACGAAGCGCGUUCAAAGGAUACGGAAGUGAAUAAUGGUGCCAGUGUUAAGGAGAUUGAUCAAUUGUACAUCAAGGCCACUCAACAAAGAUUCCAACCGGAAGAUCCAAAUGAGUCCCCAGAACAAACUUACGCUAGAGCUAUGAAGGAUCCUGAAGUUGCUUCUAUCAUGCAAGAUCCAGUUAUGCAAAGCAUUCUAUCGCAGGCUCAACAGAACCCAGCGGCUUUGCAAGAGCACAUGAAGAACCCAGAAGUGUUCAAGAAGAUUCAAACAUUGAUCGCUGCUGGUAUUAUUCGCAGUAGAUAA
Molecule: messenger RNA, 1764 nt
Organism: Lachancea fermentati
Lineage: Eukaryota; Fungi; Ascomycota; Saccharomycetes; Saccharomycetales; Saccharomycetaceae
Source: the annotation of a GenBank genome assembly